ACCUUUUGACUCGCAGACCCCUCCCAAAACCCUUGCCUCCUCUCCCACCCAUGCCGCAAGCCCGCAAUCGCCAUGAGCACCAGCAACCCCGCCGCCGCCGUCUCAACCAAGCGCCCCUGUGAUCCCUCCCACGCCGACCCCACGCCACCGGCCAAGCUCCAGCGAUCCUCAGACCCGCCGGACCCCGCGCCGGCCGGGAACCCAGACGGUGCCACCGACGGCGGCGAGGCGACGGGAGUGGAUAGCGAGGCGAUGGCCGGUACACGGAACCCUCGGGCGCAGCGGUACCUGGUUGCGGUGGAGUACGUCGGCACCCGCUUCUCCGGCUCCCAGCAGCAGCCCAACCAGCGGACCGUAGUCGGCGUUCUCGAGGAGGCAUUUCACAAAUUCAUUGGGCAGCCGGUUUCGAUAUUCUGUUCUAGCCGAACGGAUGCAGGUGUUCAUGCUUUAUCAAAUGUUUGCCAUGUCGAUGUGGAGCGGAUAAGUAAAAGGAAGCCUGGUGAAGUGUUAACACCUCAUGAGCCUGGAGUUGUAAAACGUGCUGUGAACCACUUUCUACAGAGGAAUGAAGGUGACAUAAUGGUGACUGAUGUUCGCUGUGUUGCACCAGAUUUUCAUGCUAGAUACAAAGCUCUAGAGCGCACAUAUCAUUACCGUUUGCUUUCUGGACCUGAGUCAACAUCAGUAUUUGAGAAAAGCUCUGCUUGGCACAUAUCUGAGGAUUUGGAUAUUCAGGCAAUGAAGAAAGCAUGCAGCAUACUUGUUGGGCAUCAUGAUUUCAGUUCCUUUCGGGCAGCUGGAUGUCAGGCAAACUCACCAAUGAGAACUCUGGAUGAACUUACUGUUACAGAAGUAUUCCCUUUCAUGUAUUUUCCUUCAAGCAUAGAACGAUCAGAGAUGGAAUCAUCAGAUGGGUCUCUUGUUUAUUCGAGGACACCAGCCUUGGAAUCAUCUGGGAAAGAAUCCGAUGGUUCCUGUUCUAGCAGUGGGAAAUCAGAAACUGAGAACAGAAAAGAAUUUGGGUCAAGAUUAAGGCACCGUUGCUUUGUUGUUACUGCAAGGGCACGAUCUUUUCUUUACCAUCAGGUAAGGUUGAUGGUCGGUCUUCUAAAAUCUGUUGGGACGGGCGAUCUAACAACUGCAGAUGUUGAGAGAAUUUUGAAUGCAAAGACAGUGACAGCUGCACCUCCUAUGGCACCUGCUUGUGGUCUGUACCUUGCUAACGUGAAAUACGACCUGAGUGUUUGAAGAUAAAUUUAUCACAUGGCUUCUGUUGCUGUGCCUCCAAGUUUUGUCAGCUUUUGGCUAUCAAAGGUAUGCCUGAAUCCAUAUCUUUCAUGAGUAGUACACAUGGAUGACUCUUCCAAGCCUCCGUGUAGGGCAAAUAAGCAACCCAAAUAUGGCCUCUAAUAUAAGCUUUAGCCUGAUGAAGGAGGAUUGUUUACUUGAUACACUAUGCUGGGGACCUGCGGGGUAUUGUCCAGUCUGAUGAGGAAUUAUAUGCAUCUACUCACCAAAGCUGUUUUUAUUGUCUGAUUUUUUUUGCAUUGAAGUUUGCAUGUCCAUCGCAAACGUAGACUAGUUUUCUCUGCGAACUAAAUAGCUUGCUUCAUUUUAAGUUAAUUAAGUUCAAAUAUCCUGUCUUUCAAGUUCAGUUUGUUUCACUUGUUUACUUUGGGGUGACACUGUAAUGUUGGACUGAUAAUCGGAAAUUUAUCGCCUGGUUUCCUCCUUACUAUCUGGUUGAUAUAUAAGUAGCCAAAAUAUGCGCUACUACUAGUGGAGGCUUAAAAAUUA
Messenger RNA from Panicum virgatum (switchgrass), 1797 nucleotides. Its product is annotated as tRNA pseudouridine synthase A-like. Lineage: Eukaryota; Viridiplantae; Streptophyta; Magnoliopsida; Poales; Poaceae. The record is from RefSeq and is a predicted model, not a curated record. The coding region runs from base 73 to 1248 and encodes 391 amino acids. The transcript is spliced from 10 exons. Gene Ontology annotation, molecular function: pseudouridine synthase activity; RNA binding. Gene Ontology annotation, biological process: tRNA pseudouridine synthesis.